CGCCCAGCAGGAGCCGGUUCCGUUUCGCCGUUUGAGGACCUUGAGUUCCAGGCUCUUCCUGCUGGCCUAGAGCCGUCCGUCCCCCAACCUCCUUGACGUUCCCUGAGUAAUCCCGGAGAGUACUAGGAUCGUAAUUCUAGAUCUUCGGUUGCGUUUCUUGUUGGAAUUUUUCUGGAAAAAUUGAAUCUGGCAAAGCCCAGGGACACCAGGCUGACUCCAGGAUAACCAUAUGGUGCUUCCUAUGUGAACUUUAUUGAGGGCGAAAUAAAUCUCAUUAUAUAAUUUCCUCAACAGAAUACUGGAGGAUGUUUGUUCCAAGAUCUCUAAAAAUCAAGAGGAAUGCUAAUGAUGAUGGCAAAAGUUGUGCAGCUAAGAAAAUUAAACCAGAUGCAGGAGACCCUCAGCUGGAUGAAGGCAGAGGUGAUGCGGCCCAUGCGUUAGCUACAGAAGAAGCCGCGCGAUCAGACAGGCACAGCCCGGAACCACGCCCUUUCCCCGGUACAGCUGGCCAGUUGGCUGAGGUUGGUUUGGUUGGACCUGAGCAGGAUGCAAAGGAUAGCGAUCUUUCUGAAGAGCCUGUUAAGUCAUUUUCCAAAACACAGCGCUGGGCAGAACCUGGGGAACCUGUCUGUGUUGUUUGUGGUCGUUACGGAGAGUACAUCUGUGAUAAGACGGAUGAAGAUGUGUGUAGUUUGGAAUGUAAAGCAAAACAUCUUCUGCAAGUAAAGGAAAAGGAAGAAAGAUUAAAACUCAGUGAUCCGCAGAAAGUGGAUUCAGGGCCAGAGCCUCCACUUAAUGCUUUUUAUGUCUAUAAAGAGCACCCCUUUAUUUUGAACCUUCAGGAAGACCAAAUUGAAAAUCUUAAACGGCAGCUAGGAAUUGUAGUUCAAGGGCAAGAUGUCACCAGACCCAUUAUUGACUUUGAGCACUGUGGUUUCCCUGAGGCCUUGAAUCACAACUUGAAGAAAUCAGGCUAUGAAGUUCCAACCCCCAUCCAAAUGCAGAUGAUCCCUGUGGGACUUCUGGGAAGAGACAUUCUGGCCAGUGCCGAUACUGGCUCAGGAAAAACGGCUGCUUUUCUUCUUCCUGUUAUCACCCGAGCUUUAUGUGAGAGCAAAACUCCAUCUGCCCUCAUUCUUACACCAACAAGAGAGUUAGCCAUUCAGAUAGAGAGCCAAGCUAAAGAAUUGAUGAGUGGUCUGCCACGCAUGAAAACCGUGCUUCUGGUAGGGGGCUUACCCUUACCCCCACAGCUUUAUCGUUUGCGACAACAUGUGAAGGUUAUCAUAGCAACUCCUGGGCGACUUCUGGAUAUAAUAAAACAGAGCUCUGUAGAACUCCGUGGUAUGAAAAUUGUAGUAGUAGAUGAAGUUGAUACCAUGUUAAAGAUGGGCUUUCAACAGCAAGUGCUUGACAUUUUGGAAAACGUUCCUAAUGACUGUCAGACCAUUUUAGCUUCAGCUACAAUUCCAACUAGCAUAGAGCAACUAGCGAGCCAGCUUCUGCGUAAUCCUGUGAGAAUCGUCACUGGGGAAAAGAACCUGCCCUGUUCCAGUGUGCGCCAGAUUAUUUUGUGGGUGGAAGAACCAGCCAAAAAGAAGAAAUUAUUUGAAAUCUUAAAUGAUAAGAAACUCUUCAAGCCUCCAGUGUUAGUAUUUGUGGACUGCAAGCUGGGAGCAGAUCUCUUGAGCGAGGCAGUGCAGAAAAUCACAGGUCUAAAAAGCGUAUCUAUACAUUCGGAGAAAUCACAAACAGAAAGGAAAAAUAUACUGAAGGGAUUACUUGAAGGAGACUAUGAAGUUGUGGUGAGCACAGGAGUCCUGGGACGAGGCCUAGACUUGAUCAGUGUCAAGCUGGUUGUCAAUUUCGAUAUGCCUUCAAGUAUGGAUGAGUACGUGCAUCAGGUUGGAAGAGUGGGGAGAUUAGGCCAACAUGGAACAGCAAUUACUUUCAUCAAUAACAAUUCAAAAAGACUCUUCUGGGAUAUUGCAAAAAGAGUGAAGCCCACAGGAUCCAUUCUGCCCCCACAGUUACUAAAUUCCCCCUAUCUUCAUGACCAGAAAAGAAAGGAACAACAGAAAGAUAAACAGACACAGAAUGAUCUGGUUACAGGAGCUAAUCUUAUGGACAUCAUUAGAAAACAUGAUAAAAGUCAUUCUCAAAAAUGACUCGUGAUACCACGGAACAAUUUUUUAUUGUGUAUUAUGAGUGAAAUUUCUGUAUAACCAUAUGGUUUGAGUAAAUGCAACAUGUACAUGAAACAAAAAAAUUUAACAUAAUUUAAAUUUUUUAAAUUGAAUCUCAUUUAUACCACAGUAUUGUAUUUAUUUCCCUUUUAAUUCUAAGUAAAAAAAUCAGAAAAUGAAUUGCUAAAUAAAAUAAGAUUUUUUCUGUUUAGACAAAGCCUCGAUUUUUCCUCAAUAAAUAUUCCUGGAGCUGCUGUGAGAACCAGGAACCUGCACAGCAAGGAGUCGGACUCAGAAUGGCGAUGCUUUUGUUGAGUGUCCCCGCAGCGCUGCAAGCCCAUCGGCGCUUGGAUUAUUGUUGAAUAAAUGAAUGUUAGGAAGAAAGUAAAUGAUGGAAAGGGGAAGAAAUGGUCGGUACUUCUUUUAAAAGAUAAAUAUGAAAUAUCUAUUUUAUUCUUAGUUGUUUUCCUUCAGCUUGGUAAAUAUAAGUUUAUGUUAUAUUUAAUAUGGUCUUAUCAAAAUAAUGUCAAGUCAUGUUAAUGUUACUACUUAGAGUUUUAUGUUAAUUUCAGUUUGCUAAUUCAACUGAUAAAUACUAGAAGAAAACAAUAGAUGUUUUGCUUUGAUGCAUCAAUACUUUCAUUUCUUUAAAAACUGCUGGUGUCCAUUUACUUGCAGGAUUUAGAUAGUAUGUUACAUAAACAUUGACACUUAAGCUUUAUAUCCAAAACAUCCUCCCCAAAAGGCUGUGACAGAGAUUUAUAUAACUAACUAGAGUCUGUGUAGAUAGUUUUUUUUUUUUUUUAAGAUUUUACUUAUUCGUUUGAGGGAGAGCGGCACAUAAGCAGGGGGAGAGGCAGAGGGAGAGGGAGAAGCAGACUCCCCACUGAGCUGGGAGCCCAACGUGGGGCUCCAUCCCACGACCUGGAGAUCAUGACCUGAGCCAAAGGCAGAGGCUUAACCAUCUGAGCCAUCCAGGCACCCCAUGUGUAGAUAGUUUUUUAAUGUUGUCUCCACCCAAAGGAAAGCAUGGGGUCAGAAGUUCCCCAAAGAACAUGAACCCUCAAGACUCUGGCUCUCUCCACCCUGUUUCUAAGUUUGCUGUCAAGUGAAAGUAUGUUCAGUUUCAAGGAUAAAAGGCAGCUAUUAAGGUCCAGAGUGCUGUAGCAGAGGUACAUUGAGAGUUGAAAUCAAAGCGUUAUCACGAUCCUCAACAUAUAAAAGAGGCCUUAAAAGUGUUCGUAAUACUCACUAGAGAAAGGGCACUUUUCCAUUAGACUCAAACUUGUGUAUAAAUAAAAGCAGUAUAGUUAUAAGAGAGAUUUGCAAAUCAACAUAUUUAGAAGACUGCGUAUUUUUAAAAAUCUUUACUGAAUUGUUUUUGAAAGAUUUUAUUUAUUUGUCAGAGCACAAGCAGGGGGAAUGGCAGGCAGAGGGAGAAGCAGGCUCCCCACUGAGCAAGGAUCCUGAUACGGGAUUCGAUCCCAGGACCCUGGUAUCAUGACCUGAGCCAAAGGCAGACGCUUAACCGACUGAGCCACCCAGGUGUCCCUUUAUUGAACUUUUUAAACCAUCACCAAUGGGCACUACCAUUUGUUUUAAGUAACCUCCAUGCCAAACAUGGGGCUUGACCUCACAACCCCAAGAUCAAGAGUUGUGUGCUCUGCCAACUGAGCCAGCCAGGCACCCUAAAAGACUAUAUUUAAUCAAAAAUAAAUAGUAUUGGGCAAUAAUGUAACCUCACUGGUCAGCUUAAUUUGCUGGCUGUCUGGCUUCUGUUCCCACCACGACCCGUGUCCUUCAUUUGCCUUCUUACAACCCGAAGUUCUGCCAGCUCUCAUUUUGAACUUCGCUAUUGCAUUGGCCAUUACUGACCACCCUCUUUGAAAUUCUCUCUUCCUUAAGGCAGCAGGUGACUGAAACGGUGGGGGAGCGAGCCACAAACUCACAAGCUCAUCAUGAGGAUUAAAUCAGAAUUUUUUUUAAAAAGCCUAAGUUUGUUUUUGGCUUCCCCUCAUCUUCACAAAGAACAUUGCCAUGUAUUUAAACUCUGGCUCACACUGAUUAAUUUACUUUUAUAAAUCAAAGUUGGAUCGAUGAGCUGUCAUAUUUCCCGAUAAAAGUAUACUUUUUUUUUUUUGGCAGGCUGAAUGUUACUCAGCUCGCCCCCUUCUAUGGAAUUAAUAUCAACACACCUCUUAUGCCAUGUUACAUUUUCUGCUCACCACAGUCUACACAAAGCUUGCUCCAUAAAUGUAGGUAGGCCUGAUGCGAGAGGUGACGUGUCAUUCAAGGUGACUUUCCUGGCAGCCAAAAGUAAACUGACUCCGGACAGAUAGGACUCCUUUGUUGUCUCCCAGGCACACUUAGAGUGACCCCAGAGGCUGUAGGGCCACAGUAUGAAAACCAACCAAUGGUAAUUAAGUAAACACAGUUCCCUUGUUCUGCGAAGUUAGUGUGAAGAUGAUGUUAAUUUGACAGGAUUGCACAUAAAGUGAAUAUAAGACAAAUGUUUACUUUUUAAAGGCGUUUACAAAUACUAAUUCAUAAAACGUUUACAAACAAUUUUUUAAAAAUUUAAAUUUCAGCUUUCUGAAGAAUUUACGUGUCAUCCUUACUUUUCUCAUUUCAUCUCAUAAAGAUAAAAACUUAAUAAAACUGUUUGCAGGUAACUUGGUUCUAGUUACAGCUCCACAGCUUUUUUUUUUUUUAAAUUAGGGGAAAUUCAUUACUAUCUCUAAUCUUUAGCUUUGCUCGUUUGUAAGAUGAGAGGGUUUGCUUUAAACUUCUCUGAGGUCUUCUAAAAUCUAUAUUUUCUGUGCUUCAGACUUUUAUUUUUUUUUAAGCUUUUAUUUAUUUAUUUGUCAGAGAGCAUAAGCAGAGGGAGGGGCAGAGGGAGA
Ailuropoda melanoleuca (giant panda) is the source of this 5086-nucleotide messenger RNA. RefSeq names its product DEAD-box helicase 59 (gene DDX59). Lineage: Eukaryota; Metazoa; Chordata; Mammalia; Carnivora; Ursidae. The record is from RefSeq and is a predicted model, not a curated record. Bases 306 to 2168 code for a protein of 620 amino acids. The transcript has 8 exons. Gene Ontology annotation, molecular function: ATP binding; nucleic acid binding; RNA helicase activity. Gene Ontology annotation, cellular component: cytosol.